AUGAAGUGGCUCUGGACUAACACAACACAAGUUGGAUUUGGAGAAAAUGCUGUUCUUGAACAUCUUAAUAAGUUUGUACAGCCGAAAUCUAAAGUUGUUGUUAUUUUUGGAGGUGGUUCCAUUGAUAAGAAUGGUGCCCGUGCUGAUGUCACAAAAGCUUUAAGCGAACUUGAAGUCGAAGCUCGUUGGGAAGGUGGUAUCCAACCAAACCCUGAUUAUUCUCGCUGCAUGGAGAUCAUCAAAGUUGUUUGUGAAUUCAAGCCAGAUUUACUCCUUGCUGUCGGAGGUGGCUCAACAAUCGAUGCUACAAAGUUCAUUUCAGUUGGUGCCAAACUUGAUCCUUCUAUUGAUCCAUGGGAGAUACUUUCAAAGAACAACUAUCCAAAGACAAACAUCCCAGUUGGAUCCGUCUUGACACUCCCAGCAACAGGUUCAGAAUGGAACUGCAACUUCGUCAUCUCGAAGAGAGCAACAGGAGAGAAGCUUGGCAGUGCAAGUCAGAUUACUUUUCCUAAGUUUUCUCUCAUUGAUCCGAAGUACACAAUGACGCUUCCACCACGCCAGCUUCGUAAUGGCCUCUAUGAUGCUAUGACUCAUUGUGUUGAUCAGUUGAUCACUGGUCAAGUUAACCCAAUGAUGGAUAACUUCUGGAUGUCCAUCAUGCGUGAGCUCGUUGAUAUAUCAGAUGAUCUCAUGAAGCCAAAUUCAUCUCUCGAGUUGCAUGGAAGACUCAUCACUGCAGCUACAUUCGCUCUCAACUUUAUCUUCACACUCGGAAAGGAGACAUGCUGGGGCAUUCACGUAAUCGGCCAUCAGCUUACGGCUGAAUAUGGAAUCGAUCACGGUGCAACAUUGGCAAUGGUUGCUCCACGCCUUCUCAGGAAGCUCAUCUCAACACGCGGUUACCUGAUGGCUCGUUCUGCAGAGCGUGUAUUUGAUAUCCACGAGGGCUCUGACGAAGAGAAAGCAAAGAAGUUCAUUGAUCUUCUUCAGCAGUGGUCAAUCAAGUUAGGCCACGUAUUGACUGUCCAUGAGUGGGAAGGUGCUUCUGAAGUCAAGCCAGGAGAUGUCGAUAAAGCUACGAAGAUGGUCAUGGACACAACAGGUGGCAAGCCAUUUGGCUGGAACCAUGAAAUCACAGAGGCUAUCACACGUGAUGUCCUUAAGGAAAUUAUCGUUUGA
Trichomonas vaginalis G3 is the source of this 1182-nucleotide messenger RNA. RefSeq names its product alcohol dehydrogenase YQHD family. Gene Ontology annotation, molecular function: metal ion binding; butanol dehydrogenase (NAD+) activity. Bases 1 to 1182 code for a protein of 393 amino acids. NCBI's taxonomy places the organism in Eukaryota, Parabasalia, Trichomonadida, Trichomonadidae. The record is from RefSeq and is a predicted model, not a curated record. The transcript has a single exon.